This is a messenger RNA of Epinephelus lanceolatus (giant grouper), 2450 nucleotides long. Lineage: Eukaryota; Metazoa; Chordata; Actinopteri; Perciformes; Serranidae. The record is from RefSeq and is a predicted model, not a curated record.
UUGAGUCCAGACAGAGAGGAAAGUGAAAACGUCAGGCAGUGUCGAGGUCAAAGAAGAGAGACCGUGGAAAUAGCUCAGAUGAUGUCAUCACAGGACAAAAAUGAAGUUCUGGCUGUUCUCCAUGUGAACUGGUCAGGGUUUGAUCGACCACUGAAAAUGGAGCUACAGCUGGUCCUCCAGCGCUGGUUCAUCAGAAACCAUGUUGGAGCAGCCUGCUUAGUUUUAAGUGCCUCAACAGACGGGAGGGUUGUGGUGAAGAUUACACCUACCCGAGCCCUGUAUGAGCUUCAGAAACUUAAAGGACAAACACUGACCAUUAACGAUGACACAACAGUCACAAUAAUAUCUGUCAGUCUGACAAAGGCAGAGCUGGAGAUACAAAGACCAGAUGAUGCUUCAAUCGAACUUCCUCCUUCAUUCUGCUCAGAACCACAAGUGGAUGGACAACUGGGGAAACAGAGAAGAGACGUGUUUUCAUGUACUUGCGAUAUCCCAAUGCACCAUUUCUGGUAUGUGAACCAGGCCUACAAGGAGGAAAUUAAACGUAUAGAAAAAGAGAGUGGAGUAAAAAUCAUGGCAGAAGUGAAGCUGACAUUUGAAGCAAACCAGAAAGAUGCAAGUCCAAACCAUGCUUUCUCUGAGUUCAUUAACCUUGUCCAGAAAUGCUCAGGGGAAUCCAGGGGCUUCACUCUUCCUCUCAAGGAGAUGAAUCCAGAAGAGUGGAAGGCCACACUGAAUGUCAUCCAGAGACCUGAGAACAAGCUUGUCCUCGCUCUGUCCUCUAAAGAAAUGACCGUGUGUGGGCCAAGAAAAAGUCAAGAUGUCAUCAGAAAGUCCUUAAAUGCAAGAACAAGUAUCAGUACUUCUGUGGGAGUGUCUACAUGGGCAUCUCAAGUCACAGUGUCUACAUGGGCAUCUCAAGACACAGUGUUUACACGGCCAUCUCAAGUCACAGUGUCUACACAGGCGUCUCAACACAAAGAGUCUACACGGGCGUCUCAAGUCACAUUGUCUACACGGGCAUCUCAACACAAAGAGUCUACACGGCCAUCUCAAAUCACAGUGUCUACACGGGCAUCUCAAGACACUUUACGGAACAUUGGCAUGAGCAUCAAUGACCCUCUCGUCAAUGCCGGACUCACCAUGGAGGAGAACCACUGGAAGCUGAUGACUACUUCCUACAGUGAGCAAGUAGAUAAGAUCAAAACUAAGUUUGGAGUGGACUUUAAAGAAUCAAGCGACAGUCAAGGCAAAGUGGAAGUCAAAGCUUGCCACAAAAGAUCUGGAGGAAAUGCGUCAGUGGAGAGCCAUGCUGUCAGAGCUCUUCUUCAUCUGUACCAGAAGACUGCAACAUCACCCUACAGCUUCACCCAACCUCUUCGUGCUGCCGGGUUCACCAGCUCGCCGUCAGAGGGAGCCUCCGGCGGACCCUUGUUUAAUGGACAAUCAGAACACAAGACGGAAACACCCACAGGAGGAGGAGCAACAGCAGGAGAUGGUGAAGAAGAAAAGUGUCCUAUAUGCAUGGAUACAUUCACCAAAAAGACACGACUCAAGUGUAAACAUGAGUUUUGUGAAGAAUGUCUGGCACAGUCAAAGGAAAGCAUGGGACCCAUCUGUCCUGUUUGUAGAGAAGUCUUUGGUGUGAUGGAGGGAGACCAGCCAGAUGGAGAUAUGACAUGGCAUACAAAUUCCUCUCACCUCCCUGGAUUCCCAGACUGUGGCACUAUUAACAUCAGCUAUAAUAUCCCAGGUGGAUACCAGACGAAAAAGCAUCCAAAUCCUGGAAAGCACUAUUCUGGUAUUCACAGAACAGCGUAUCUACCAGACAACAAAGAGGGCAGAGAGGUGAUGAGCCUGUUGAAGAAGGCGUUUGACCAGAAGCUCAUUUUCACUGUUGGGACAUCCAGAACAACGGGGGCGGAUAACCAGGUGACCUGGAACGACAUUCACCACAAGACCAACAUUUCAGGAGGCCCAGAGCGUUUUGGGUAUCCUGACCCUGACUACCUGAGCAGAGUGAGGGAGGAGCUGAAGGCUAAAGGCAUCGAGUGAAGACUGUGAUACAAAGUGGCUGAGGAGAGUUGUUUUCACACAAAAACUAAGAUAAUUAUAUAAAACAAUACUGCAAUGCAAUGGAAUGAAUGUACACCGUCUCUCUUGUUAUCUUGUAAUUUUUCACAUUAUCAGUAAGGGUUGCUUUGAGGUGCACAGGACAGAAUUUAAAGCCUAAGAGUUAAUGGUUUAGCAGCAUGUAUUAUCCUCACAUUUUAAGCAGAAAUAUGAUGAAGGAUUGGGUAUCUAAUAUUUCCUCAUUUUGUUGUUUCAUGAAGCUGCUCAGCUUAUAACAGUAUAAUAAGAAUGAAAUAUACAAAUACAAAUUGAACUUCAUGUCUACAGUACACAUGAUCUGAUUUACUGUUUGCCAAAUAAAUGAAUAAAUCAACUCA